This is a messenger RNA of Paramacrobiotus metropolitanus, 571 nucleotides long. RefSeq lists its product as uncharacterized. Lineage: Eukaryota; Metazoa; Tardigrada; Eutardigrada; Parachela; Macrobiotidae. Bases 14 to 523 code for a protein of 169 amino acids. The record is from RefSeq and is a predicted model, not a curated record. The transcript is spliced from 2 exons.
AUUUCCUUUGGGAAUGUGCACGUCGGUUCCUUCUACGGCCGCCGCAUCCACAAUAAUGACUGCAGUGUCGGUGACCACGCCGCUGGUUAUAGAGGGCGUAGCGUACGUUAUUCUCGUGGGAAAGUUGUGCUUGCAGCAAUGCCGGCCGAGUAACCUCAGUCCGCGAAGCCGGCGGAACGUAAUCCUUAUCAAAUUGCUGGCGGUGACGUAUGUGUGGAAUAUCGGCUGUUUUGCGCCGGUGCCGAUAAUGGUGUUCCUCAUUCGGUACACUGGUUUGGGGAAUUACGCGUACGUCUGGUUGCGAUCGCUGGAACAAUGUGGUUCAGCAGGAACACCGGCCAUCUUUAUCUGCAUGAACCUGGAAUAUAAGAAAGGACUGAGGAACCUGUUCGUGAAGAAAAGGAAAUAUCAGGAGGAUUCUUCGGCUCAGAAGUCAUUGCGACAGAAGAGUACCCAACAAACGGACGAAUACCCGUUGAAGCGCUAUAAUGCUAACACACCGUCUUUGGCCAUAGAGCGCUGAUCGUGUUAGUUUAAUCUGCUUACGCUAACUUUUGUAAUCUGCAUUUUA